GAAAAUGAGAUUUUUUCCUCGGCUCUAGUCCCUCACACGCGUCUCUGUACGUGUGUUCCACUGAACUUCUUCCCAUCCUUCUCCAUCACUCAGAGAGAGAGAGAGAGGAAGAGAGGGAGAGCCAUGGCUUCCGUCCCCAUGUUCUCAACGGUUGGAGGUUCCAAGAUCCCGAGUCAUAUCCAUUCUCCAUAUCUGUCAGCACCACCAUCAUCAUCAGCAUCAAUCUGCUGUCUUCCUACUAGUUCCCACCGUCAUAGGAUUGGCCGGAAAAUUAUGGCGACCUCUGCUGUGCCGGCUGCAUCACCAUUGCAGGCACGUCCGACACCGGAAGAUCUAGCCUCCAAAAUUCUUUCGAAGGUAAUCAAAACUGAUAGAGGUGUCUUGUUGAGCAAAGAUGAGCACAGAGAGGUGGCAGAAGUCGCUCAAGAGUUGGGGAAAUUCUGCAUAGCAGAGCCCGUCAAGUCUCCACUCAUUUUUGGCGAAUGGGAUGUGGUAUACUGUUCAAACCCAACAUCACCUGGAGGUGGUUACAGAAGUGCCAUAGGCCGCCUUGUGUUCAAGGCAAAUGAAAUGGUACAGACUGUUGAAGCUCCUGAUGUUGUCCGAAACAGAGUGGGGUUUUCUGCAUUUGGUUUUAUUGAUGGAGAGGUCUCCCUGAAAGGUAAGUUGAUUGUGCUGGAUGAAAGAUGGAUCCAAGUUAUUUUUGAAGCACCAAAACUAAAGGUUGGCCAACUGGAGUUCCAAUAUGGGGGUCAGAGUGAAGUGAAGCUGCAGAUUACUUAUCUUGAUGAGAAGGAUCAGUGUUCUGCAACUUCUGAAAGUUGGGCUUCUGGGAUUUGGGCGCUGAGAAAUAAGAGCAAAAGAGUGAAAGGACCAUCGUCUUCAUCAUCAAAGCAGUGUCACCACCACUUGAGAGUUCAGACGGCCGUUUUCUCUUGCCAAUACCGGAACGAGCACAAGCAUCACAUGGCCAUCGAGUAAUGUGUGUGUUUUUAUUUUGGCGGCUAUCCGCGAUUCCCGAAUCAGGAGCUUAAGCUUCUCUGAUUUUAGGAAUUACGCCUCUUCUAUAAGUUCAGUCUUUCACGUUCUUAUGAGAUCAGAUCCUAUAUAUUGUA
Nymphaea colorata (pocket water lily) is the source of this 1115-nucleotide messenger RNA. RefSeq names its product probable plastid-lipid-associated protein 8, chloroplastic. The coding region runs from base 124 to 981 and encodes 285 amino acids. The record is from RefSeq and is a predicted model, not a curated record. The transcript has 6 exons. Lineage: Eukaryota; Viridiplantae; Streptophyta; Magnoliopsida; Nymphaeales; Nymphaeaceae.